Molecule: messenger RNA, 1568 nt
Organism: Molossus molossus (Pallas's mastiff bat)
Lineage: Eukaryota; Metazoa; Chordata; Mammalia; Chiroptera; Molossidae
Gene: LAMP5
Product: lysosomal associated membrane protein family member 5
Exons: 5
Coding region: 511-1221 (236 amino acids)
Cellular component (GO): membrane
Source: RefSeq, a predicted model, not a curated record
AGAUGCAUUUUCAGAAGCCGGGACUCCAGUGAUAUGAUUGUGCUAUCUACACCACCUAAUAACUGUUCUUGGUAUGGAUAUGGAAUAAGUCCAUUAAGUUUCUCAGGACAGAAUCAUCUUUGCGGAUGCAAUUGCCAAAUAAUAAGCAGACUCAGAGAGAAUUUUAGCCCCCCAUCCCCCCAAAAAUCUCAUUGGCCUUCUGCACAAUCCAAGCCACAAUCACUCCUACAACACAACCUAUCCCUUUCAGCACUCGCAGCCGUGGACAGCUCCCUCGCAGCGCGGUUCAUUCCUCUGCAGUGAGCUGACUCGUUCUCCGCCUGCAUCGGUCGGUGCGGCACCCGACACCAAGUCCUCGCCAGCGCUCACAAAACACGCGCUCCCUCCCUCCUCCCUCUCGGCGCCCCCGCCCCCGGCUCACCCCGGCUCACUGCAGCAGCGACUUUAAGGGAUUCCCUCUCAGACGGCCUCUGCAGCAGCACAUCUGGCCUCAUUCGCUGCAAGGCAAGCAUGGAUCUCCGAGGAAGAGCCGUUUUCAGCUUGAAUAGACUUCGAGUUCUCCUAAUGCUGUUUCAUACAAUGGCUCGAAUCAUGGCAGAACAAGAAGUGGAAAAUCUUUCUGGCCUUUCCACUAACCCUGAAAAAGAUAUAUUUGUGGUGCGGGAAAAUGGGACGACAUGUCUCAUGGCAGAGUUUGCAGCCAAAUUUAUUGUCCCUUAUGAUGUGUGGGCCAGCAAUUAUGUCGAUGAAAGUCACAACACCUCCAAGGGACCCGAGGCGACGUGGAGGCUGAGCAAGGUCCAGUUUAUCUACGACUCCUCGGAGAAGACCCAUUUUAAAGACGCAGUCAGAGCCGGGAAGCAUACAGCCAACUCUCAUCACCUCUCUGCCUUGGUCACCCCAGCCGGAAUGUCCUAUGAGUGUCAAGCUCAGCAGAGCAUUUCACUUGCCUCCAGUGAUCCGCAGAAGACAGUCACCAUGAUCCUGUCUGCAGUCCACAUCCAGCCCUUUGACAUCAUCUCUGAUUUUGUCUUCAGUGAAGAGCAUAAAUGCCCAGUGGAUGAGCGGGAGCAGUUGGAGGAGACCUUGCCCCUGAUUUUGGGGCUCAUCUUGGGUCUCGUCAUUGUGGUAACGCUGGCGAUUUACCACAUCCACCACAAAAUGACUGCCAACCAGGUGCAGAUCCCUAGGGACCGGUCUCAAUAUAAGCACAUGGGCUAGGGGCCCUUAGGCAGGCAGCCCCCAAGCCCCUCUUCCCCACCUGGAUCAGGUAAAGAAACAAAAGCACUUUCCCACCUGUACAUGGGAUAUACCAACAUAGCUACAAUCCAGCAGUCCUGGGUAUCCAAGGCUUGCUUGGCCAGCAUCCAUGCUUAAACCCAGGGAUGGAGGGACUUUUUGGAUUUUGGGGGGUGAAUGGCAGUUGUUCUCUCUGUGCUGGGAAUGGGAAUAGAGGGGGCCAGCCAGCUUUUCUGCUCCUGUUGGCUUGGCUUUGACUCUCGAAGUAGCAACACAUACAACUCAGAGGGGUAUCUGGCCCCAAAUCGUACAUAUUGGAAAGACACUCC